AUGUGCUGGCGUUUGCAAGCGAUUUUGCCUCAAAAUCCUUCGCACUUACGCCGCCCGCUUUCACGCUGUGCGACAGGGGCGGCCGCGGCGUCGGCGUCGGCGUCGGGGGCGGAGUGCUACGUGUGCGGGCCGCAGGGCGGCCUGAUGGCGCUGGAGCCGCAGGCGGCCGCGACGUCGACGGAGCUCAGCCCGUCGUGCCAGGGCUUCUCCGAGGACGACGCUCGCUUCCGGCGGCGCUGCGAGCCCUUCUUCGGCUGCAUGCAGGAGCAGGACGGGAAGGGUCGCGUGGCGCGCUCGUGCUCCAACGCGGACAACGCCGGCAACAACUGCUACCGCCUCAACAACAUCAACUACUGCUUCUGUGAGCAGCCGCGGUGCAACGCGUGGCUGUCAAACGGGCCGGCGUCGGCAGCGGCCGUGUCGGCGCCGGCGCCCGCGCCCGCCCCCGCCUCGGCGUCCCGCCGCCGGCGCGUCGCCGCCCCCGGACGACGAGGACUCGUCCCAUCGAGCACAGCGGCGCCGGCCCCGGCGCCGCGCCACGCCGCGCCGCCCCGCCUCCAGCGCCGCCACCCGCCCGCCGGCGCCGCCGCCGCGCCACCCCGGCGCCCCGCCGCCGCCGCACGCCGCCGCCCCCGCCGCCGCCGCACGCGCCCGCGCCUGCUCGUGCUCCACCGCGGGGCUCGCGCUGCUCCUCACGCGCCACUAGGCGGAGCGCGGCCCGCGGACGGAGGCAGCAAGCGAUCA
This is a messenger RNA of Gryllus bimaculatus (two-spotted cricket), 744 nucleotides long. NCBI's taxonomy places the organism in Eukaryota, Metazoa, Arthropoda, Insecta, Orthoptera, Gryllidae. The record is from the annotation of a GenBank genome assembly.